UUUCAUUCCUCCACCCUUCACCUGCUGCUCCUGUUGUGCUCUGGGAGGUUAAACCCCAACAUCACACUGCAACAUCUGAGCUCAACUACUUAAAAACCUUUUUCUCAAUCCAUUUUAUGGUUUUCAGCUCAUUUGCAGACCUGUUCUGCUGCUUCUUGAAUGGAAAAGGCAAUAGCUUCUACCAGCUCAGCUGACAUUCCUUGAAAACCUUGUGACAGGCCUUGUACAUGUGGAAGUUCAUAAGGUUUUGUGCACCAGUCUCUGCAGAAUUAGUUCCUAAACUCUCUGUUGAGGAAUCACAGACACUGUCAGUGCUUUACACAUCCAUCAAACCACAAAGGAAAACAACAGCAAGAAAAGCACAAAUGCCUUCAUUGAUGUGUCUACAGGAAAUCACAACAUGCAUUUGCUGUAUAUGUAGAUGUAAAAGUAUUUUCAACUCCAGCUGGGAAAAGCAAGAAAUACAUUAGGAGCGAACUUACUCAUAGCUUUAGCUAAGCCUACAACAUUUUUCUGCUUAUUACUGUUUUCAGAAGAAAUUCAGCUCAGGUUUGAUUCUGGCAACAUCUAGAAAAUAGAGGCAAUUGAAUACCGGGGGAAAUGCUUGUACUGAAUGUAUGGGGAAAAAAAAAGGAUUUUUUGAAUGACUUUUAUUAUUGCUGUAUGAGGUUUUUUAAUUUGUAGCUUGGACAGAUGUCUAGCAGUGCCUGAAAACGAGCCACCCGCAAUGCUUUAGCUUAUAAAGCUCAAACAUGCUGGAUUUGUCUCUACACCAAAACGCCUUCCAGAGCCUUUGCCCAGUUCCUCAGCCAAUCCCCCUCUCUGCCUAUGACAACGAGAAAUUCUGAGCAAUGGCACAGACGUUCUUGAAAAUUACAAGCCUAUAGCAAGAGAGUGCUUAUAAACAGAAAUCUUUGGAUAAUCUGAAGCACAGGUUAUGCUUCAGUUGCACCUGCCUUCACAGAAUCCGUGGAGCGGGACAAGGAGGCAGGGAGGCCUGGCACCACGGAUGAGGCCUGGUGCCCAGGAGGAGGCCCAGCACCAUGAGGCCACAAUGGGAACCUGGCUCUGCUCACCCUCUCCUCCCCAGUACUGGUGCCUCUCACUUAUUCCUCCCCUGCCCACCUAUGUCAGUGCUUCUAUUUCCAUCUAUUAACCGCCUCCCAGUCCGAGUCAUCCCCCUAGAAUUACUCCUGUCAGGCUGCUUACUGCUGCAGUGUGGGCCAUGGCUAAUGCAGUGCGAUAUAGCCCUUCCUUCAGGCUCAUCAAGGCACUGUAAGGCAGUGUUUGUACCAUUUUACUGCAGAAAAACCUCUUUAUUAUCUGAUCCUUAGCAGCAGCUGUAAGAAACACGAUUAUUAAUGAUAAGGUGAGGAGAGCUGGUAUAAUGGUUCUCCCUUGUAGGCAGGGGGGAUAUUCUUUAAUAACUGUAAGAUCAAUUUCUAUUUUGUAUCAGUCCUUUUACAGUCUUCUUUGCCACAAUAUCUGAAUGAUUUCCAGUGGCACAUUAAGUGAUGGGGCUUGAUAUCAGUCACAUGUGGUUUGUUCUUUUAUCCUCUCCCCAGGGAGAGAAUUAUGUAUGCAGCAUACUGGUUAUGUUGCUAGGGUUUUGUUGGUUUUUUGUUUAACAUAUGCACUGCUGCACGUUUAUGUUGGGGAAGGCCAUAUCAAAGCAGGCACGCUGCAUUUACAUGAGAAGGUAAUGAGAGUUCUGAUGGUCCUUAGUUCCCAUAGGAUCUCUGCUAUUGCCCCAGGCUAAGCCCUGCAGACCCCAUUUCCCACCCCAUUGGUAUCACCAGCACCAUUUUGGGACGGUGAUGGCAAACUUUCUCUCUUGGCGUGCAAGUCCUUUGGAAAUACUUGUAAAGUUCACAUACCAGCAGUUUGCCACAUAGCUCUAGAAUUUGUCAUCCAGGUUCUAAGCUUCACCACCUGGUCCCAUAGGGAAUAAUCUCAGAAUCUUGAAACAGAAAGAAAUGUUCGUGCUCUGUGUCCUCCUCCCUCCUGCCCUUCAUGUGCCAUUUUCCUCAUUUCUUUCACGGGCAAAUAGUAAAUAUCAAUUUAAUCUGCAAUGACAAUUACUUCUAAGGCAGGAAUCACAAGUGUGGAUUUGGGAGGGCUUUCACGUGGGUACAGCCUUCACGUUCAUCUGGGAGAAGGUCACAUCAAGGAGGAGCACAUUAUGUUGGAGCUGGAAAUUGAAGAGAAAUAUCUGGCUCAAACAACUGCAGUGUCUGAUCUCCUUCAUGUUUUUAAUACAAAUAUCCUCAGUCUGUUUCCCCAAGGCAGGGAAAUACCGUUAUUCCCUCUGCCUGUGACAGAGGAGGGGGGUUAAGUGACUUGCUAAAAUGAUACAGGAAAUGUGUGGAGGUGCUGAAUCCUUGGCUAACACUGAGCCAUCAUUCUGAGCAUUUAGAGACAACAGCUAUAUCCAGCCACCUUUAUUUAUUUCUCCAGAAGCCACCAUGCCAAAACCUCUGCUAAAUUAGAGAGGGAGGCUAAAGGAAAGCUUUCAGCGGAUUGCUUUUUUCCAUAAAUGGAAAUACCACAAAUCAUUCUGGGAAAAACAGGUCUUUCUGUUCUCUUCCCUCUUUGUCUGCCUCUCUCCUUUUGGAUGUCUCUCCCUCUCCCUCUGGCUCCCAGUUUUCAGAUGUACAGUCCUGACCAUCUAAAAGCACUCCCUGCCCUGCGGGAAGGGAGUAGCUUUGUAUGCUUUGGAACUUACUAUUUGCCGAUGGAUUGCACUCUGCAGGAAGGCGAGACUUCUGAAAAAGCUAGGGCUGCACAAAGCGGCACAAAAAUAAACCGUGCCAUCAGCAGCACUGAGCCAGGUUCCCAUCAGGGGUAACUUGGUCCGGCUCGCGCUGCAGCAGAACUGGCAGCUGCCAGCUGCCCUGCAUAGACAGUGUGUACCCAAACGAUGGCUGGCUGCCUUGCAGGAGGCCUCUCUGAGACCAAACACUCAGUCACUGCUGAUGUCUAUGCGUCUUAGACGUUCAGUCCCUCUUGGCACUAUGGCAGGUCACAGCCCAAAGUGCUGCCUCUGCUCCUAGACUUUCCAAAACUUGGGCAGGUAAACACUGGGGGUCUGACUGAAGGACUCCCAAGUAGCACCUUGGGGGAUGCUCUGGGAUAUUGCCAUGAUGUCAGAAGGCUGAGGGCCAGGAUUAGGGGUGUUUUCCAUGGACCUGGGCAUCCCCACCUUUUUGGCCCUGAGACAAGUCAGAGCUCUUCCCCAGCUGCUCUGCACAUCCAAAAUCAGGAUGCAGCCCCGCAGCAACAUAUUGGGUUGAGGGAGGAGGCUGUAGAGAAUGAGACUGAGAAAUGGAAGGAGGAUCUAGAAGUUGAGGGGAGAGCUGGAAGCUGGAAGAGCUUCAGUGAGAGGGUGGAAAUGCACAGCUUGAGUUUCUCAUAGGUUUGCAGAAGUCACAGUGCUGAACACCUGACUGGGGUUCACAACAUGAAGUAGUUCAUCAGGAAAAAUGUGAAAGGCAAAAGGACAUGAGUAUGUAUGAGGAUACAUCACUCCUCUCUCCUUAAAGAGGUCCCAGAGUCCUACACAUCCUCCAAAAUAGAGAUGUGCUCAUGCUCAGGUAUUCAGGGGUACUAGCUGUCAUGUGGAACACAGUUCUUCCCUCCCUGGCUUUGCAAACGGCAUGUGCAGAAUGGGAGAAGGGCCUAGUGUCAGACCGGCUUCUCUAAACCCUCCCCACAAAUGUCUGAGGGGCUUCCACUGGCACAGGAGCCUGGGAGGCUGUCCCACCAUCCCAGCAGGUCACAGAUGUCCAGGAGAGGAUUGCCAAGCCGCCUUGGCAUGAGAGGUGACUUCUCCACACUGAGCUGAUUUCUGAGCCGUCGCAUCUGCCCUGAGCACAUGCUCAGCCUGACAGCCGUGCAGCCACCCUGUGCCCUCUGGAGGAGUGCAGUGCUGUCCCCCCAUCUCAUGAGGUGGGUCUCCAAGGCAGAGAUAAGGAAUGGUUUCUGCAGCACGCCCGUGGCAGAACAGAAACUGAAUCUUGUUCUCUCCUAUUCCCAGUCACCACAUUAAUGACCUAAAUUCUGCAUCCUUUCUCCAUCCAUUGCCCAGAUGAGAUAGGAGGCAUUGGAGGAGAAGCUGUGGCAGCACAGGCAAGCAGCUGUCUUCUGGAGCCACGGCUCCACGCUGGUAUCACAGACAGCAGCAGCUCAAGGGGACCAGCACUGCCCACCCUGCCCUCACAAACACCAGUGGGGCUGAACCAGGACCAGACAGAGCAGCACAUCGGUCCAGGGUGAAAAGCAGAACCUCAGUGCCACAGCAUUUUAAGCAAGCAGGGUUGGACAGCUCAAUUGCCAAGCACCCUUCUGAGCAUCAGCAGCAGCACACUUCGGGCAUCUGGCACUGGGAGAAGGUUUUCAAAGAGCCUGCCUGUCCACUUGCCUGGUAUAAUGUGGGCACGUAGCAGGUGGGACUGUGGUGAGGAAAUUUGCUUUGCUGUGGACCUUUCCUUCCAGGAGAGCCAUGGCUGAGAAGCAGACACUUGAGGUAACGGCACUGUGGAAGGGUGAUUAAUAACAUAUAGCCCCUGGGUUAAAUGUGGGAAUAACACUUCAGAGAUACAUGGAGAGGCUUUGUUCCUACUUUCUCCUCCUAGAGCUUACCUUUUAGACACACUCCACUGUGACAAGUCUCCUCUUGGAACCUCCUUGAACUAACAGUGAAGGGUGAUAGGUAUCUCAGAAGUACCAGGCAAAAACCAACAGGAUGCAGAAGAGCCAAGCAUAGGGGCUGACCCAGAGGAACUUCAGCCAUCUGCUCACUGCAGCCUCCCAAACCUUGUUUCAGCAAGGCUUUGCCUGGAGAAAAACCCAGGGAGAAUUUUCUGUGUUUCCACAUAUUCCCAAAUACCUGAGAGAUCAUUGGAAAUCAUCUGGAACAAAUCUUCUGAGAGAUGACUCAGGAACCUGACAUGGUGCCUGAGGUCUCAGUCUGGCAAUAGUUAGCCUGGAAGAGCUCUAGGUUCCUCACAAACAACCCUUCCUGGAGGCAAUAUCUACGGUCGUGGUGGCUUCAAAGUCCCCUGCCCUGCACACUCGGCUGGUACCGCAGCUGGGCCAGGAUGGCAGGCAGGUUUGUCAGGCUGCCACAGCACUUGUCACUCUCAAUAUUCAGGCUACAAAGUCCCUUGCUGAGGGCUCAGUCAGUCUGAAACACUGGUGGCUGAUCUACAGCUAUGGUGCCCACGGGAUUGCCAUGCCUAGCCAUGCACCACCCUUGGAUACUGCGUUCCUCCUUCACAAAAGGCCACCCCUGUACCAACAUGAACAACCAGGUACCUCAAGAUACUAAUCAAUCAAUGUCCAGUCAACAAGCAGCCAUGAUGAUGACUAUGCUCAAAGUUUACCACUCUGCAGUGGUAUUGCUGAUUUCAAGAGGAGAGUGACACAAAUGUUGAAGAGACAGGUAGAAACCUCAGAUGAUGAUGGACUGGGAAGAUAUCUCUGGCCUCCUGGUGAGAAAGCUUUGCUCGUCAUGGAGUGUGUUAAAGAGGAUGCCUCAUGUCUAAAGCAGAGAGUAUGGUAGUAACACCUCUAUGGGGGCUUUUCGGCAGCCUGGUGAAUCUGUGGGUGACCCAGAUUCUCACUCACAGCAAAAGAUUUGGUUCCUCCUGCACAUGGGGUCCUUGGCUGCAGAGCUGCACCCCAACACUCAUGCCAAGCUUCUUGCAGGCUUAAUCUGUGAGCGGACACAAGAGGAGGCCUGCUAAAGGUACACAAAGCAAGCAGUCAUACGGAGCAAGUAGAUUAGGAGCUUUUGUUCUUCUCGUACAACAGCGGAACAAUGGAACAUAUCCCGCCAGUGAAAUGAAUAGGUAUAGCAAAUUCACAGCAGAGGAAAACAAACACUUCUCUGCACAAAUACAAUCAGCCCUCUGUACGCAACACCACUGGAAUUCACCGAGGCUAUGCCAGGUGAAAUUCAAGUGGAAACUUGGCCUCUCUAUAGCUAUUCAGACACCUGAAGUUGUUUCAGUCGAUACCAACAGAAGGGAUGCUAACCCAUGAGUUUUGCCACCUGACCCAACCUGUGACUCCAGUUCCACCUCCUACAGAGGCGGGACAGACCCCUUGUCCAUGAAUGGCCAAAACCUCCAGUGCUGCCAAAUCCCAGAGUAAGGGAUGCUGGGCCAAGUGGACAUCAGCCUGUGUCUGGCCUGUGUUCCUGUGUGAAGAAGAGGGAGAUGGGGAAUUUUAAAGGUCUGUGUAAGCAAAUCGAUCACUUCCCUGAGGAUGCAGAUUAUGAAGCCGAUACAGCAGAAUAUUUCCUCCAAGCUAUUAAGAUGGUUAUUAUCACUCUCCUGUUCCCUGAAACACGGCCAAGCAGAGCUGGAAAGCAAGCGAGAGGGGCUGUUAGAGCCUCUAGUAUUUUUCCAAUCCUGAGCGUGAUUCUGCUUUUCAUGGGUGGACUCUGCAUUGCAGCCAGCGAGUUCUACAAAACUCGACACAACAUCAUCCUUAGUGCCGGCAUCUUCUUCGUGUCCGCAGGUCUGAGUAAUAUAAUUGGCAUCAUCGUAUACAUAUCAGCCAAUGCUGGAGACCCCUCGAAGAGUGACUCCAAGAAGAACAGCUACUCCUACGGCUGGUCCUUCUACUUUGGGGCCCUGUCCUUCAUUAUAGCCGAGAUGGUGGGAGUGCUGGCCGUCCACAUGUUCAUUGACCGGCACAAACAGCUGCGCGCCAACGCUCGCGCCACGGACUACCUCCAGUCCUCCGCCAUCACCCGCAUCCCCAGCUACCGGUACCGCUACCAGAGACGCAGCCGCUCCAGCUCCCGCUCCACCGAGCCUUCACACUCCAGGGAUGCCUCUCCUGUCGGGAUCAAAGGGUUCAACACCCUCCCAUCAACAGAGAUCUCGAUGUACACCCUGAGCAGGGACCCACUGAAGGCCACCACCACCCCUACCGCUACCUACAACUCCGACAGGGAUAACAGCUUCCUCCAGGUUCACAACUGUAUCCAGAAGGAGAACAAGGACUCGAUCCACACCAACACAGCCAACCGCCGGACCACCCCGGUAUGAAGCCGCCGCCAGGAGCUGCAAGUGGGGAAGGAGGAGGCAGGAGGACGGGGUGGGGGAC
Messenger RNA from Numida meleagris (helmeted guineafowl), 7119 nucleotides. It is a transcript of the gene CACNG2, whose product is annotated as calcium voltage-gated channel auxiliary subunit gamma 2. Gene Ontology annotation, cellular component: AMPA glutamate receptor complex; postsynaptic density membrane; voltage-gated calcium channel complex. Gene Ontology annotation, biological process: regulation of AMPA receptor activity; neurotransmitter receptor transport, postsynaptic endosome to lysosome; calcium ion transmembrane transport. Gene Ontology annotation, molecular function: voltage-gated calcium channel activity; channel regulator activity. The transcript is spliced from 5 exons. The record is from RefSeq and is a predicted model, not a curated record. Lineage: Eukaryota; Metazoa; Chordata; Aves; Galliformes; Numididae. The coding region runs from base 6222 to 7061 and encodes 279 amino acids.